CCACCAGGGCCCUGCAGCAGAGUCCCGCAGCCCCUCCGCCGCCAGCACCAGCCAUGAGCCCGCACCUCCGCCUCCUCCUGCUCCUCCUGGCCGCCGCUCUCUGCCAGGGUGCCGGGGAGCUGCGCUGCCGCUGCCUGCAGACCGUCUCCGAGGUGAUCCCGCCGCGGCGCCUGGCCCGCCUGGAGCUCGUCCCCGAGGGGCCGCACUGCGCCGUGCCCGAGGUCAUAGCAACGACGAAGCGCGGGCAGACGAUCUGCCUGAGCCCCGCCGCUCCCUGGGUCAAGCUGAUGGUCAGCAGGGUGCUCAGCAGCCCACGUAAGCAGCUCUGAGGGAAGAAACAUUGGCAACAGAAGCCACUUGUGUUUGCCAGAAGAUACCAGGACAUGGAUGCUGGAAGAAGAUAACAGCUCAACUGCCUAGUUUUGCUGGGUUUGUGGACCAGCUGUUCUAUGUGUAAUCCCCCUAAGACCCUGCCCUCCCCUUUUAUUUAUUAUUGCCUAUUCAUACAUAUGUAUUUAUUGACUGACCUGAAGUGACUGAAGCCAUUUGAUCAGACAGCACAGGCUUUGCUGUCACCUCUUGGUGACCUGCUUGCAGUUCUAACAGUCUGAAUAGCCCAACCUUUGUGCAAGCUCCUUCUCUCCAAGUACUGUUUGCCCACAAGUUCUAAUAAGUAGUAUCAAUAUCCAAAAAGAAGAAGGAUGCAUAAUGGAGGCAGCUGUGUAAAUGUCUGCAGAUAGUCUGAUACUUA
Calypte anna (Anna's hummingbird) is the source of this 751-nucleotide messenger RNA. RefSeq names its product interleukin-8-like. Gene Ontology annotation, cellular component: extracellular region. Gene Ontology annotation, biological process: chemokine-mediated signaling pathway; cellular response to lipopolysaccharide; inflammatory response. Gene Ontology annotation, molecular function: CXCR chemokine receptor binding; chemokine activity. The record is from RefSeq and is a predicted model, not a curated record. The transcript is spliced from 4 exons. NCBI's taxonomy places the organism in Eukaryota, Metazoa, Chordata, Aves, Apodiformes, Trochilidae. Bases 54 to 329 code for a protein of 91 amino acids.